Messenger RNA from Cetraspora pellucida, 182 nucleotides. NCBI's taxonomy places the organism in Eukaryota, Fungi, Glomeromycota, Glomeromycetes, Diversisporales, Gigasporaceae. The record is from the annotation of a GenBank genome assembly.
GAUUACGAAGUAUUGUGCCAAAAGCUCUUAAUUCUGUAGAUGUUAUAAUGAUUAGAAAGCAUGCAAGAAGAGCUUCGUGGUAUAUGGAUGCUUAUAGAAAAGAAUUGUCACUUGCUGCAGCCAAAUUUGCAAUAAAAAAAUAUAAAUCUCACAAGAGAAUUCCUGAAAGUAUUAUUCCUUAA